AUGGGCCCUUUUGAGGCAAACAUUGACACCGCUGUGCGGAAUCGCGACAUCCCAGGUGUCAUGCUCUAUGCCAAAGACUACUCUGACUCAGCUGACCAGAAAGGCAAUUUUCAAUAUUCGCACAUUCUUGGUGACAAUUUGACAAAUCAGAAGCCCCUUGCCGCCGACAACAUCCUCACACUUGCAUCCGUGACGAAGCUUUUCACAACCAUUGCCGCUCUGCAACUUGUGGAAAGUGGGAUCCUCUCUCUUGACGAUGAUGUAUCCGGAAAACUCCCAGCAUUGGCGGAGAAGCCUGUCUUGAUCGGCUUCACUGAGUCUGGGUCCCCAAUCGAAGUGCCACGCAAGAAUCCAAUCACCCUCCGCCAACUUCUCACACACAGUGCCGGGAACAGUUACGACUUCCUCAGCGACGCCAUUCGAGAAUGGCAAUCAUUCCACGGCAUAAAGCCUACCCACGGUUCCACCGUUGAAGAACGUUUUGGUUAUCCAUUAAUCUAUGAACCAGGAAAAGACUGGGCGUACAGCUCCAGCUUGGACUGGACAGGUAAACUCAUCGAGACUGUCACCGGGAAGUCUCUGGAACAAUACCUGCGCCAGAAAGUCUGGGAUCCGGUCGGUGCAUCUAGCUUUACCUUCGACGUCGAGGCCGUCAGGCCACAAUUAUGGGCAAUGAAUACCCGCGACGGCGACACGGGAGAGGUCAUUCUCUACCGCGGUAGAGACUUGAACCAGGGAGUCACAGAUUGUCUGGGAGGCCAGGGUUCGUAUGGUUCGGCGCCGGACGUCAUGCGGGUAUUGCACUCUCUCUUAGUCGACGACGGCAAGCUGCUGAGCCCGAGGAUGAGUGCGGAGAUGUUCAAGCCUCAGCUGUCUUUCGAGGCCAAGAAGAGCCUGUUGAAAGCCAUGGAGGAGCCUGAGUGGGCGGUUGGGCAUUUUCCAGUUACCCACGAAUACGACUGGGGCCUUGGGGGGCUGCUUGUCGACGGGCAUAGUCACUCGAACAGGCAGAACGGGACGUUGAUGUGGAGUGGUGCCUCUAACAUUUUUUGGUGGAUCGAUAGGCAAUCUGGGUUGUGUGGCUUAUUUGUAACGCAAAUGCUGCCGGCGGCGGAGGAUAGACUACGACCAUAUAUCAAAGCAUUCGAGGACGAGAUGUAUGCAAGAAUCAAGGAGCCCAAGGCACGUUCUGCACUUUGA
Molecule: messenger RNA, 1200 nt
Organism: Colletotrichum spaethianum
Lineage: Eukaryota; Fungi; Ascomycota; Sordariomycetes; Glomerellales; Glomerellaceae
Product: acyltransferase LovD
Exons: 3
Coding region: 1-1200 (399 amino acids)
Source: RefSeq, a predicted model, not a curated record